Messenger RNA from Haliotis rubra (blacklip abalone), 4825 nucleotides. RefSeq names its product piwi-like protein 1. Gene Ontology annotation, cellular component: P granule. Lineage: Eukaryota; Metazoa; Mollusca; Gastropoda; Lepetellida; Haliotidae. The record is from RefSeq and is a predicted model, not a curated record. The transcript is spliced from 20 exons. Gene Ontology annotation, molecular function: protein binding; piRNA binding. Gene Ontology annotation, biological process: regulatory ncRNA-mediated gene silencing. Bases 237 to 3995 code for a protein of 1252 amino acids.
CAAGGCAAAGAGGGAAGAGCCUAAGAGGCGAAUGUGUUAUCACAAUAUCGUCGCUGCGCUUUGUUAUGACAGAUGAAACUGGGAUAUGUUGAGUAAUGGCGACUGCAAGUUUAAAAGCCUUUGUGGCCGAACAGAGAUCAAGAGCUAUUUGUAACUGUGGAGGAUUUUAUAAGGACAGAAAGCGUCUCGUUUUCGGAAUAUUCACUGAUGUUACUGGAUAGACAGUGAGAAGCAUCAUGCCCAGUCAAGGCAGGAUCUGGUCACAGCCCGGUCAGGAUAUGCCUCUGGAUAUGCCAGGGGAUAUGCCGCAGGAUAAUCCACCAGGUAUGGCAGGAGGUAUGCAACAAGAUAUGCCACAGGAUGUACCACAGGAUAAUCCACCAGGUAUGGCAGGAGGAGGUAUGCAACAAGAUAUGCCUCUGGAUAUGCCUCAGAGUAUGUCACCACUUAUUCAUGUUCCUGUACAAGAGACGGCAGGAAUGGGAGCAGGACCUGGGAUAGGGGAGGAGGUUGUUUAUGUGCAUGAGGAGCAAAAUCGGACUGAACCGCGACCUAUGAUGCAAACGGUGGGAGAAUCUGAUGCAGGGGUACCACCUAGAGAUGAAAUCCAGGCAGGGGCACAGUAUGGAGGUGAAACUCAGGCAGGGGCACAGUCUGGAGAUGGAGCUCAGGCACAAACUGAUGCUGGAACAGUGGCAAGGCCAAAGACACGAAGGGGAACAACAGUCUGGGCACAAGCUCAAUAUCCAUCACUGGCCAAGACGCCACAGCCAGGUGGAGUACCAGAUUGGGCACUGCCUCAAGAAUUGACACAGGCAGGGGCAGAUUUACAUGCUGGAGCCUGGGCACAAACCGGGACUCGAACACAGACAGAAACAAAGUCCACAGGGGGAAGAACAGUUUGGGCACAGGCUCAAGAUGAAACACAUUCAGAGGCAACACCGCAAAGUGGAGAGCAAGGUUGUGUACUACCUCGAAAAGGAACUCAGACACGGGCACAUUUACAAGGUGGAGCUUGGGCACAACCUCUUGAUGGAAAACAGGCAGGGGAACAGUUGCAAGGUGGAGCUUGUGCACAACCUCUUGCUGAAACUCAGACAGGGACACAAUUACAAGGUGGAGCUUGGGCAAAGCCUCACGAAGGAACACAUAAAGGGGCACUGUCACAAGGUGAAGCCAUGGUGGACGUCCCCGAAGGUCCACUUCAACCCCAAGCAAGUGUAAAGGGACAAAGUGGGCCUGGCCCACCCACUAUGGCUGGACAUGCUGGUACUGGGCAGGUUGGAGAGGAGGUUUGGGCUCAGGAUGAAGAGGACGUUUGGGCUCAGGAUGAAGAUGAGGUUCUGGCUCAGGAUGAAGAGGAGGUUUGGGCUCAGGAUGAAGAUGAGGUUCUGGCUCAGGAUGAAGAGGAGGUUCUGGCUCAGGAUGAAGAUGAGGUUCUGGCUCAGGAUGAAGAGGAGGUUUGGGCUCAGGAAGGAGAGGAGUUUUGGGCUCAGGAUUGGGAGGAGGUUUUGGCUCAGGAUGAAGAGGAGGUUUUGGCUCAGGAUGAAGAGGAGGUUUUGGCUCAGGGUGAAGAGGAGGCUUGGGACGAAGAGCGAAGACAGAGGGAGGCCCAGGAACAAGAGAGAAGACAUAGGGAGGCUCAGGAACUAGGCCGAAGACAGAGGAGAAAUCUCUACUUAGAACACCUGAGGGGACAGGGUCACCAUCUUGAAAGAAGGGGGCAAGUCAUUAAUUAUGGCGGGAACGUAAAUCUGAUAACCAACUACUUCAGCGUGAACUUCGUACGCAGCAUCCCCCUGUACCAGUACCACGUUGAAUACAACCCUCCCUGUGAGUCCAAGAGGGUCAGAACGGCGCUGUUGUAUGUUCAUCAAGAGCUUAUCGGCGAAGUGCAUGUUUUUAACGGCACCAUGUUGUUCCUUCCACGCCGUUUACCAAAUGAGGUGACGGAGGUACAUUCAACACGACAGUAUGACGGUGUCCAGAUCAGGCUGACCAUCACGUUGAGGUCCGAGCUGCCUCCCGAUGCUCCACAGGCCAUCCAAGUAUUCAACAUCAUCCUCAGAAGGUUGUUAAAGCACCUCGGCAUGGAAAAGGUCCAGAGACACCACUAUGACUUUGAGAGUAGUGUCGACAUCACGAGAUACCAACGUACGAUACUUCAGGUAAUCCCAGGUGUGGCUGCCUCCAUCCUGCCCUUUGAGGACCGGGUACUGCUGAACGUGGAUCUAACCCACAAGGUCAUACGGACGGACACAUGUCUGGACGUUAUCAACAGAGAGUACAUGACACAGACCAACAUGGAUGAUGUCAGACGUGCGUUGAUCGGCUGUGUUGUCAUCACCAGGUACAACAAUCGAACCUACAGGGUGGAUGACGUUAAUGACUCACUCACUCCGACAGACACGUUCAGACUCACCAACGGUACCACCAUCACCUUUCAGGAAUACUUCCAGCAGCACUACCAGAUCACCAUAGUAGAUCAGGCCCAACCACUCCUGAUGUCCAGACCAACUGGCCGGGAUCGGAGGCGUGGACAGACUGGACCCAUCUACCUGGUGCCUGAGCUCUGCUUCAUCACAGGUCUUCCAGAUGAGAUGCGGCUAGGCUAUUUAGUGAUGAAAAAUGUGGCUGUUCAUCCCAGAAUCCCACCCAAUGAUAGGGUUGACAAGUUACUGAGGUUCAGGAACAGGCUUGAAAGAAACCAACAAACACAUCAAGAACUUGAAAACUGGGGGUUUGGAUUCUCCGAAACACUAUUGGUAGUGCGUGGACGUAUCCUUAUUCCUGAACAAAUCAUCGGAGGUGGAAAUGUCAACUUCUCUUACAACCCUAAGUAUGGACGUUGGCUUCAUAACAAGAAGCCCCUGGUGACUGUCGCCCUUAGAAACUGGCUCAUCCUGUUUCCAAAGAAACACGACGAAAUAGCCCUUCACUUUGUGUGGUUUCUCGAAAGAGCGGGUCAAAAGAUGGACAUGCAGAUCUCACAUCCAACCAAGAUUGCCUUGGAUGACGACCGGAACGAAACAUAUCUGAGGGCUUUGAGGAACUCCUUGACCUCUGACCUCCAGAUGGUGGUAUGCAUAGUCAGCGACAACAAGAAGGACCGAUACAAUGCCAUCAAGAGGUUCUGUACAUGUGAGAUAUCAGUCCCAUGUCAAGUAGUGUUACAGAGGACCCUGGCUGUUUCGCGGUUGAUGAAGAGUAUGGCUAGAAACAUAGCAAUACAGCUCAACUGCAAACUGGGAGGAGAAGCAUGGGCGUUGGACAUUCCUUUUGUUGUUCCUGUCAUGGUGAUUGGUAUCGACACCUACCCGGACAUGUCCAUGAGGAACUGGUCCGUGUGUGGCGUGGUUUGCAGCAUGAACACCAUCUGCACUCGCUUCUACAGCAGAGUCAUCUUCUAUGAAAGUCAUGAUGAGCUGAUCAAUAGACUGAUGCCAGUAUGUAGAGAGGCCCUGAGGUUCCUGGAAAUACGUGGUGUUCUACCUGAGAAGAUUUUCAUCUAUCGUGAUGGUGUCAGAGAGGGCCAACUGGAUGCCGUAGUCAGUCGUGAGCUGCCACGGGUCAAGGAAAUCUUUCAACAGUACAGGGAGAACUACAGUCCACGUUUGUCAUUCAUCGUGGUGAAUAAGCAAAUCAACACACGGCUGUUCAUCAGGACCACUGAUGUGGAAAACCCUCCUCCUGGUACAGUGGUGGACUCUGUCAUUACCAAACAGGAAUGUUACAACUUCUUCCUGGUGAGCGAGUCGGUGAAUAAUGGCACAGUGUCGCCCACCCAGUACACCGUCAUCUGGGACGACACAGGACUUCGUCGAGAGCACCUACAGCGACUUACCUUCAAGUUGACCCACCUCUACUACAAUAGGCCGAGGACCAUCCAAGUACCUGCCCCCUGUCAGUAUGCUCACAAACUGGCCUUUCUAGUCGGACAGAGCCUACACCGGGAACCGUCAAUACACCUGGCUGACAGACUGUACUACCUGUAGUCAGAUCACUUCGUUAGUCAUCUGUACUCCUGGCUCACAGACUGUACUACCUGUAGUCAGAUCACUUUGUUAGUCAUCUGUACACCUGGCUGACAGACUGUACUACCUGUAGUCAGGUCACAUCGUUAGUCGUCAAUACACCUGGCUGACAGACUGUACUACCUGUAGUCAGAUCACAUCGUUAGUCAUCUGUACACCUGGCUGACAGACUGUACUACCUGUAGUCAGGUCACAUCGUUAGUCAUCUGUACACCUGGCUGACAGACUGUACUACCUGUAGUCAGAUCACGUCGUUUGUCAUCUGUACACCUGGCUGACAGACUGUACUACCUGUAGUCAGGUCACAUCGUUAGUCAUCUGUACACCUGGCUGACAGACUGUACUACCUGUAGUCAGAUCACAUCGUUAGUCAUCUGUACACCUGGCUGACAGACUGUACUACCUGUAGUCAGAUCACUUCGUUAGUCAUCUGUACACCUGGCUGACAGACUGUACUACCUGUAGCCAGAUCACAUCGUUAGUCAUCAAUACACCUGGCUGACAGACUGUACUACCUGUAGUCAGGUCACAUCGUUAGUCAUCUGUACACCUGGCUGACAGACUGUACUACCUGUAGUCAGGUCACGUCGUUAGUCAUCUGUACACCUGGCUGACAGACUGUACUACCUGUAGUCAGGUCACGUCGUUUGUCAUCUGUACACCUGGCUGACAGACUGUACUACCUGUAGUCAGGUCACAUCGUUAGUCGUCAAUACACCUGGCUGACAGACUGUACUACCUGUAGUCAGGUCACAUCGUUAGUCAUCUGUACACCUGGCUGACAGACUGUA